GCCUGCCGGAGCCGCAAACUGCGCAGUACGGCUCCUCUGAUAAGCAGCACAGCGCGAGGAGACAGUUUCGCACUCACCAGUCCGGUCCCCGGCCCGCCGGAACCCAUUGAGGGGCGCUAGCAGCCUGCCCACUGUCUGCCCUAUUAGACUGCCUUGCGCUACGUUGCGUAAACGCGUUACCAAUGGAAGCUCCGCCCCCAAACGAUGCGGACGCCGCACGCCCAGAGCGCUACCGCCCGACCUACCACCGCGCGAGCAGCCAGCGCUCCGCCGCGCUCGCGCGGGACAUCCUCACGCGAUUAAAGAGUAUAGAGGACCCGGACCUCGAGGCGACAAACGAGCGCGAGCCGGAACCGACGACGACGGCGCCCUUCAGCAAGCGGGCCUGCGCGAAGCGCUUGCGCAGCUUUGCGACGUCGCGGCGCCUGCCGACGGACGACGGCGCGCCGCCCGAACUCCUCGCGCGGAUGGGUUUUGAAUUGAUUAGUACUGAGAUUGUCACAAUACUCAAGUGCGUGGAGUGCGGCGCCGGCGCGCCCCCUUUCGCAUCAGUAGACCAAGCGGAAGCGGCCCAUAAAAAGGGCUGCGCGCGCAAGGGCUGCACCGUCCCUUCAUCGGUGUGGGACUACAGCCCGGCCUGCGUCCGGGAACGGGAGCAGCAGCUCCUGGAGACGCUGGAUCUGUUCGCGGUGCGCGAUUCUGAAAGUAUGAAGGGCGCCUCCUCUUUAGCGCGGCGCGGCUGGGAUGCUGCUUCGGCCACGGAAGUGGAGUGCGCCUUCUGCGCGCGCGUCGUGACGGUCACGGCGGACGUCGAGGACGUCGCGCACCGGUGCUGGUGCCCCCGCGCGCGCCUGCGUACCCGCGAGGACAACCUGCCUCCCGCGAAACGGUCAAGACUAGCACAAUAAAACUGUUACUUGAACUUGACCUGGUCGCUGCGAUGGCGUCGACGUGGCCGUCGGAGAGUCCACGCGCCUCGCGAGGGAAGUUUCGCGAGGGCGGCCUCAUUCAUCC
This is a messenger RNA of Pelagomonas calceolata, 1014 nucleotides long. The record is from the annotation of a GenBank genome assembly. NCBI's taxonomy places the organism in Eukaryota, Pelagophyceae, Pelagomonadales, Pelagomonadaceae.